Bombus impatiens (common eastern bumble bee) is the source of this 1116-nucleotide messenger RNA. RefSeq names its product protein kish-A (gene ksh). NCBI's taxonomy places the organism in Eukaryota, Metazoa, Arthropoda, Insecta, Hymenoptera, Apidae. The coding region runs from base 153 to 377 and encodes 74 amino acids. The record is from RefSeq and is a predicted model, not a curated record. Gene Ontology annotation, biological process: intracellular transport; protein secretion. The transcript is spliced from 3 exons.
AUUCGCCUUUUAUCAUAGCAAAUUUUUGUGUUGUAGUUUUGAUCGUAGUUUUGGUCUGCAUUUAGUCAGUAGUUAAAGUAAAUGUCAUUCGUAUGGAAAGUGACUUUGUAUAACAAUUUUAUAUAACAAUUUAUCACCGUUCAUAAAUCGUAAUGUCUGCCCUAUUUAAUUUCCAGAGUUUGCUGACAGUUAUUUUGCUAUUGAUAUGUACCUGUACUUACGUAAGAUCUAUCGUACCCAGUUUAUUGGACAGUCGAUUAGGAAAAGUUGGUUUUCAAGGUACUCUUUGGAAGUGUGCCAGGAUUGGUGAGAGAAAAAGUCCAUACGUGGCAGUGGGUUGCCUUUUUAUGGCUUUCAAUAUCUUAUUUUGGUCUUAAUAUUUACAUAGGGAUUACAAACUAUCAAAAAAUAUUCCAAUCAAUUGCAUAUAAUUUUAUACUAAUUACAGAUGUAAUGGAUUUUAAUGUAAAUAAGCUUAAGUUUAACCUAAAAUGAAAGGAAAUAAUUAAUAUUUUGGCUACUUGCACGGUAUGUUUUAUUUGUCAACAUGUUGGUUUCUCCAAAGCUAUAUAAUUAUCCAAUUUGAGCACAUUUUCUCACCAUAUUUUCAUAAUAUACUUUUUUUUUUCUAUAAACAACAACAUUCUUUUAUUAUAGUUAUUGUAGAGUCGUUAUAUUGAGCAGUGUUUUACGAUAUACAAUAUUUGUUAAAUAGAUAUAUUUAACACGUGUGUCGUUCUGUUUAUUUCGCGGAUAUGCUACUAUUUCAAUGACAAUAAACCACGCAUCGUGACUAAAAUUUGUACUCUGUAAUAGAAGACAUUUAUGACAGUAAUAGUACCAGAAGAAAGCUCCGACACUCUCGGUUUGAAAAUUUUAUGUGCUAAAGAACAUCGAGCCUUUCUAGUCGCACCAUUUCGUACACAGAUUGUAAUUACAGAGUAACAUAUGACUUGCGGUUUUGCGAGGAACAUUAAAGAAAUGAUGCAAAGCACACACAACUUAUUAGGAACGAUUAUUGUCGAUUCCUUGAAAGAAAAAUAUUUCUUCGAUAUUAUCGCAAACGAUCGUUACGCUAAAGAGAGACUGCGUUGUUCGUUUAUAUACACGUUUGCA